GUGCGCGGGCCGGGCGGCGAGCUCCAGCUCUCAGCCCCGGGCUCGCCGCGGCCAUGGACGCUCUACGUCAACGCUUCGAGCGGUUUCUGGAAGAGGAGAACCCUGCCGCCGGGGCGCUCCGAGCGCUCGAAGUCAAGACCGGAGUCGAGAAGCGCUAUCUCGCCGUGGGAGUUGUCUCUCUGCUAAGCCUGUAUCUUCUGUUCGGCUACGGGGCACCCCUGCUGUGCAACCUCAUCGGAUUUGUGUACCCCGCAUAUGCUUCAAUCAAAGCCAUCGAAAGCUCAAGCAAGGAGGACGACACUGUGUGGCUCACCUACUGGGUCGUGUACGCCCUGUUCAGUCUGGCCGAGUUCUUCAGCGAUCUGCUCCUGUCCUGGUUCCCUUUCUAUUACGUGGGCAAGUGCGCCUUCCUGUUGUUCUGCAUGACACCCGGGCCCUGGAACGGUGCCCUCCUGCUCUAUCAGCGGCUCGUGCGGCCGCUCUUUCUAAAACAUCACGUGGCAGUGGACACCGCCGUGAGUCGUCUCAGCGGGCGAGUGCUGGACACGGCGGCAGGCCUAGCCCGGGACGCCAAAGCCGGCCUGAGCCCAGCACACCAGGACAAGUGAAAAAGCAUUCCAGCCCAUACUCAGACCCCGGGGCCAGCAAGAAGGGCAGCUCAC
Ochotona curzoniae (black-lipped pika) is the source of this 662-nucleotide messenger RNA. It is a transcript of the gene REEP6, whose product is annotated as receptor accessory protein 6. Lineage: Eukaryota; Metazoa; Chordata; Mammalia; Lagomorpha; Ochotonidae. The transcript has 5 exons. The record is from RefSeq and is a predicted model, not a curated record. The coding region runs from base 54 to 608 and encodes 184 amino acids.